Molecule: messenger RNA, 1447 nt
Organism: Zingiber officinale
Lineage: Eukaryota; Viridiplantae; Streptophyta; Magnoliopsida; Zingiberales; Zingiberaceae
Product: anthranilate O-methyltransferase 1-like
Exons: 5
Coding region: 190-1305 (371 amino acids)
Biological process (GO): methylation
Molecular function (GO): S-adenosylmethionine-dependent methyltransferase activity
Source: RefSeq, a predicted model, not a curated record
AGAAUUUCAAUAUGAUAAUAUCUUCUCAGUUCUUUGCGUUAUUUUCAAUCCUCUUACUUGGAUUGCAAGCUAAAAUGACAUCUUGGAUUUGGAGGACUACAAAACCAUCCUUAGCAAGUAUACGACGAAGAGCUUCUUCAGUCAGUGGCUGUGCCGGAGACUAAUAUAGCUACUUAAAGAGCUAGCAACAUGGAGGCUAGGCGAGGAGAGGUUAAACAGACAGUUCAAAUGGUUGGAGGGGAUGGAGAAUAUAGCUAUGCCGCUAAUUCUUUGGGUCAAAAAAAGUUAAUUAUUAUGACAAAAUCCAUGUUGGAGAAUGCCAUAGAGCAAAUGUUCAAGACACUGCUCCUUAAGAGAAUUACUAUUGUCGAUCUCGGUUGUGCUUCAGGCCCCAACACCUUGUUAGUGCUCUCUCAAGUUCUUGACAUUAUCAGUAAGUUACAUGAACAAUCAAAGGAGGAGACACUUCCAGAAAUCCAAUUCAUCUUGAACGACCUACCAUCGAAUGACUUCAACAGUGUGUUUCAAUCCUUGGAAGAGUUCAAAAAGAAGAUUAAGGAAGAAAGAGAAAACCUACUUAUACCAUAUUAUGUUGCAGCUGUUCCAGGGUCAUUCCAUGAGAGACUUUUUCCUUCUUCGACGGUUCAUUUCUUUCACUCUUCCACUAGUCUCCAUUGGCUAUCUCAGGUUCCUAAAGAACUUGAGAUCAGGACACAAGGUAUUUCACAAAGCAAAGGAAAUAUUUCCAUCACAAGGACUAGCCCCCCUUGGAUAGUAAAAGCAUAUCAAGAACAAUUUCAAAGAGAUUUCUCUAUAUUUCUUAAGUCUCGUUUUGAAGAAUUAAGUGUUGGAGGAGGAGCAUGGUUAACAUUUCCCGGAAGAGAUCAUGUAGAUGGUGACUCAUUAAGCCACCUUUCUGAACUAUUAGCAGAUUCCCUUAAUGCGAUGGCUGAAGAGGGGAUCAUUUCCAAAGCUAAAUUGGAUGCUUUAUAUUUUCCGUUGUACGUGCCAUUGUUGGAGGAAGUGAAGUCAAUAAUUCUCGGUGAAAGUUCAUUCCAUAUAGAACAAGCACACUUGCUAAGCAAUAACAUAGAACUUUACAUUGUACAAGAUGGGAAGAAGAUCGCAAACAGUUUUCGUGCCGGGAUUGAAUCCUUCGUUGCCCAUCACUUCGGGGAUGCCAUCCUCGAUGAACUAUUUGAAAGAUUUGCUGAAAAAAUUUCAAGGAGCAUUCUUGAAGAAAAGCUCACUAAGUGUAAUACAUUGAAUAUUGUCAUUGUGUUGAAGAAGAACACUCCACAAUAAUCAUCUAGUGGAUGCAUUAUAAGUAAGCAAACAAUCAAAUUGUAUCAGUAAAAUUUACAUCCAAGUUCCUUUUCUUCUUCGUCAAAUUAGUUGUAAUCUUUAGUUAUUGAUGGAAUAGGAAGCAUGUUGUAUUCGAGUUUUA